Molecule: messenger RNA, 1760 nt
Organism: Hydra vulgaris (swiftwater hydra)
Lineage: Eukaryota; Metazoa; Cnidaria; Hydrozoa; Anthoathecata; Hydridae
Product: tetraspanin-5
Cellular component (GO): plasma membrane
Source: RefSeq, a predicted model, not a curated record
AUGCGCUUUACCAAUUUUUAUUUUAUUUAUCCAUUAGAUGUUGCUAUUCAAUCUAAACCGCUUACAAAAAUACUUAUUUUUGAUAAAAUAAUCGUCACCUUAGCUACCGUCAUAAGUGUCAUAAGUUGGAGUAGAGAAUGUGAUGUCAUAAUAUAUCGACAUGAUAAAUUGUAAUUAUAACAAACCCAAAUAUAAUUUAAUUGAUAAAGCUUCUAAUAAAAAUGGUUGCAUCACAUAGUCCACUUCAAAGACAAGGGUCAAGAGAUUCUGAAGUCAGCCUUGUUGUCAAGUAUCUUUUGUUUGCUUUAAACCUUUUAUUUUGGAUUGUUGGUGGAUUAACAUUAGGUGUUGGCAUAUAUGCAAAAAAUGAAAAAAAUCUUGGAAAUCUAGGUAGCAAAUUACCAUGGUUCAUGGAUCCUGCAAAUCUUUUUAUUAUUAUGGGAUCUGUUGUAUUUGUUCUUGCUUUUCUGGGUUGUAUUGGUUCUUUGAGAGAAAAUAUUGCUAUUUUAAAAACAUUUGAAUACACAAUCGAUAUACUGUUGUUAUUGGAAGUGAUAGCAGUUAUUUAUGUCUACGCUGAUCGCAACAGGGUAAAAAGAAAUAUUGAAAGCAUGCUUAAAAAUACAGUUAUAAAUUAUCGUGAUGAUGUUGACCUUCAAUCAAUAAUUGACUGGACUCAAGAAAAUGUUAAAUGUUGUGGUAUCCAAGGUCCAGAUGAUUGGGAACUAAAUAUUUACUUUAAUCAUUCAACGAAAGCAUCACCUGAAGCUGGAGGCGUACCAUUCUCGUGUUGUAAAAAUAAUAUGAAUACACAAUGUGGAUACAAAGUGAGAAGUCUCUCUACUUCAGAGAGACAAGCUGUUAUUUAUACUGACGGCUGUGUUGAUUCAGUAAUUAAUUACUUUUUGAAUGAAGACAAUCUUGUGCUUCUUAUAUGUGUUGCUGGAGCUAUGGUACUGCUACAGUUGAUAACAACAGGCCUUGCUCAUAAUUUGGUUAAUGGUAUACAGAGGCAAAAAGCGCAAUGGAAUAGAUAUCAAUCAGCUCUUGAUACUGGUAUGCAAUAGAUGGAUCUAAGUCGGAAAGUUUUGCUUCGACUUGUAUAAUUUAUUAAAGUUUCUACUAUUUUAUAUAUGACCUUGUAGGAUAAUUUAUUCAUUAUAUAUUAUUAUAUUUCUUUGUGCAUAGUUCCGAUCAGCAUUAGUUUAGUUUAUUGGGGUAUAUAAUUUCAAAGUGAUGUCUUUUAAACUUUUUUUAUAAAUUUAUUUGAAUUUUUUAAUGAAUUUGUCGGAUGAACAGUUUUUAAAUCUUGUAAAAGAGAUUAAAAAUAAAAAUUAUUUUGCGUAAAAUAUUAUAUUUAUUCGAAUUUUUUUUUAACUAAAUGAUUUAUACACGCAUUUAACUAUUGUAUUCAUUUUAUAUAAAUAGUGUGGGUACAAAGGGGCGGCUUGAGGUUCUCUAAAAAGUUUUACCACUUAUUCCUUAUUUUUUUUACACCUGCUUUUUUAUUCCCUAACUAAAAACGAUAAUAAAAUUAAAUUUCUAUUUUAAAUAUCUUAUUAAAAGUUUCACUAAAUUAAACUCAUGUUCAAAAACCGUGAGUAUAAGACUCACGACGUCCUCUUUUACUUUAUCUUAUUACCUGAAGCCGCCCAUGAUUGAACAUAAUAACGUUGGUUGGAAUUUUACGUAUUUGUUCACUAAUAUAUAUUACACGACUUAUUAUAAAUUUUUUGUCUGAUAUAUGUAUCAAAAAAGUA